Messenger RNA from Microthlaspi erraticum, 831 nucleotides. The record is from the annotation of a GenBank genome assembly. NCBI's taxonomy places the organism in Eukaryota, Viridiplantae, Streptophyta, Magnoliopsida, Brassicales, Brassicaceae.
AUGUACACAGGCAUUUAUCAUACCAAUGUCACUCUCCACUUUUACAAAUCCAAUUCUGUUGCGUCGAACCCGAAGAUAAGCAGCAGAUUAGGGGUUGCUGGAUUCCAGAGAAGAGACCAAACACCUGCGGAUUUGAUAAUUCCGUUAUGUGACGAAGGAAAUAGAGGUUUCUGGUUCAUGAUCGAGAAUCCCGAAGAAACUGACUCUAAGAGAAUUCAAAUUCCGUCCUACACUCGUCGGAUUGUGCUGGAACUACGGGAGGUUCCAUUUCCGGUGAUCUUUACAGGUGGAAUCAAUCCCUUGUUCUGGGAACCAGUUGUUGCAAUCGGUGCAUUCAUUCUAUCUUCAUAUGACAUGGACUUGACACCAUCUCUCGGGUUGCUUUUGGAUGGAAAGUCUCAUGAGUUUUCACUCGGGGUCAACGAUGGGAUAUCGUACUGGCUUGUGGACGCUAAUUUGCACCUCUGGUUGGAUCACAGGUCGUCCAAUGUUGAAGCUGGGUCUGGGCGGUACGAUAGUCCAAGCCGUCACAUGGUGGGACAAGAAAAGUUGGAAGAACAGCUUGAUGGGACUUUUAAGGUUGAAGCAGAGGUACACAGUGAAUUUGACGGGUGGGUUAAAUCAAGUGAAGGUAACCUGACCACCGUGGUCAAAAGCAUGUUCAAAGUUGGCAACUUGGUGAAGUUCGAGCAAAACGGAUCAUACAAGAGGGUAGAGCAAAGUGUGAAGACCAAGCGGGUCGUGGAGGUGACUUUUGAAUCAGGAGAACCGGUGAAGCGGGUUGUUCAGCAGCGGACAUAUUCACUCACGGUGAUUACUUCCACUCGUUGA